AUGGCAGACCAUGUCUAUUUAGAUGGUCGAACCCUCGAAGGUGGUGGCCAGCUGGUCCGCAAUGCGCUGGCUCUGUCCGCCUUGACCGGGCGACCCGUGACCAUCGAUCACGUCCGCGGCAAUCGGCAUGGGAAGCGGGGAUUGAAAGGAUCUCACGCAGCAGCGGUUAAGCUCCUGGCCGAGAUCAGCCGCAGCAAAGUUGUGGGCGGAGAAGUUGGCUCACAGUCCGUGACUUUCAUCCCCCCGUCGGCGUCGCCCCCAGAGUCAGCACCGACUCGAAGGAGAGACGGACUCGCUUCCGUGGUCUCGUUAUCGGAUGUAUCGGUCCAGCCUGAAUACAAUAUUGACCUGCCCACCGCAGGAUCCGUAUUUCUUGUGUUCCAGGCGCUAUAUCCAUAUUUGCUCCACGUCGGACUCCGCGCGUCUGCAGAUUGCAUCAGAGUGAACAUCACCGGCGGAACCAACUCGUCACUUUCUCCGUCCUAUGACUAUGCAUCCCAGGUGAUGGUGCCGAACUUUGCGAGACUGGGUCUUCCACAUCUAUCGAUGAAGCUGAACAAACGCGGCUGGUCGAGCGGACCUGUCGAUCUCGGCUCGGUCAGCUUUCGCAUUCAUCCUCUCCCGGCCUCAGGAACCAUUGAACAGUCCCGAAAGAGUGAGCGGGAUGAUAGCUCCUUGAGUCGCUUCCGACCGAUUGGUCUUUUGAGUCACGAGCGAGGCAAAAUCACGCAGAUUGAUAUCACGAUCUUGGCACCGGAUAGUUUGAUUCCCGGCACCUCGGAAGAAGAGGGCGAGAGGGACCCUCAUGAGAAGGCCAAUCAUGGCAAAAAAUCGAACAAUUUCAACAAGCGCAAAUGGAAGGAUCAGGAUGAUUCUCACCAUCACGAUGACGUUUCAAAUUCAGUUACUGGAGAUCUUCCGAGAACUAUCCGCAACUAUAUCGAAGACAUCACCGUCAGAGCAUUGCGCAAUGGAAUAAAAACACUCGAUCCGUCAAUAUUUGAAUCCAUUACAGAUGGCACAAAUCGAGAUCGACCCGUCCCUAUCACAAUCCAUACGUCGGAGGCGACCUCUCAUCGCAGCCAUAAGUAUAUUCUGCUCGUGGCUCACACAUCCACGGGAUUCCGAAUCGGACAUGACGCUAUCUUCGGCUUCGACGGUAGUCGCGGCGGCGGACAUGCAACAAAAACAAAUAAAAAUCGAGGAGGUAAAAGAAAACAGGACCACAGAGAAGUUUCCGCUGCCUUUGAUCUUGUCAACCAGUGUGUGCGAGGCUUUCUAGAUGAAAUUUCAGAGAAAGACCACGGCUUCUUUGAAGAAGAGCCUGCGGGAAGGAGAAGUUGCCUAGACGUGCACAUGAGAGAUCAAGUUGUGGUUUUUGAAGCUCUGGGUGAACUCUCCAGGCAGGGAUUGGUCGAUGGACAAGAAAAAGGCCGGUCUGAAGAGCAGGAGGAUGAGAGCCAUUGGUCACUGCACACUAAAACUGCGCAGUGGGUGUGUCGGCAAAUGAUGGGAGAGGAUGUUUUGAGAUGA
Messenger RNA from Penicillium riverlandense, 1533 nucleotides. RefSeq names its product putative RNA 3'-terminal phosphate cyclase. Gene Ontology annotation, biological process: RNA processing. Gene Ontology annotation, molecular function: RNA-3'-phosphate cyclase activity. The record is from RefSeq and is a predicted model, not a curated record. Lineage: Eukaryota; Fungi; Ascomycota; Eurotiomycetes; Eurotiales; Aspergillaceae. Gene Ontology annotation, cellular component: nucleus. Bases 1 to 1533 code for a protein of 510 amino acids. The transcript has a single exon.